Rhinolophus ferrumequinum (greater horseshoe bat) is the source of this 3161-nucleotide messenger RNA. It is a transcript of the gene RSPO2, whose product is annotated as R-spondin 2. NCBI's taxonomy places the organism in Eukaryota, Metazoa, Chordata, Mammalia, Chiroptera, Rhinolophidae. Bases 1193 to 1924 code for a protein of 243 amino acids. The transcript is spliced from 6 exons. The record is from RefSeq and is a predicted model, not a curated record.
AAUACUUAAGUGGAAAGUGAACUUUUCUGUAAAGAAGCAAGGUCCCGAUUUCUUGAGUAUUGCAAGCAAGAGAUCAGAGGUUUUUUUGGAAGUUUUCCUGGAGGAGAAACAAAGUCAAGAAAGAACACUUCCGAGGAUAAAGCAAAAGCUAUUGGCAAUACGCUUUCACUACCUCAGCGGAGGGCGCCUUUCAGUUUCAGCCCGUGCUAAUAGAUCUUCCCGUAAAACAAAGCCAAGACGUAAAUGAAAAAGUGGCAUAGGUGUGGCAUCUUUCGGGAUGCGGCUCAAAUUUAAACUCCGCUUGUCCACAGCAGCAGUCCCGGACCGGAGCACGGGAAGGUCUGGAAGAAACCACCAAUCAGUCAGAUCUUCCAGCAGGAAGGUCAGCACUGAGGUUGGAACCGAACCCGCAGCGCCGGAGAGAACGCUUUGGGGGUGAAGCCAGCUGGGCUCCCGGGCCUUGCACGGUCAGGGGGCGCCUCCGUGUCAGGUGCUCUUCAGUGUGGCCACCCACUCCAGGGAAGCCGGGAGGGGAUUCAGUUGGGGUCAGGCUCGCUGGAAGCUGUCAGCUCUCUUUAGGACCUCAGGGAAACCCGAGAGUUUCUGGCGUUAGGACCCAGGAACUCCGAGGCAGCUUUGACUGAGAUGCCUUGGACCACAGCACCACCUACUUAUAGAAGCAUCCCGAGCCUCAGCUGAGCAGCAUCUCCGUCGGAAAGUGCGCUCGCCACAUCCUUUCGGCCUCGCGUGAGAGUUCUGUCUCCCACAACUAGAAAAGGGAGAAACCUUAGCUGUGAAGUAGCUGUGGAGAGGGCUCAGGACAUCGCCCAAUAGGCUAGGGACCCAGAGAGUGAGAGCGGGCGUGCCCCUCGCCGGAGGCUCGCACUCCCGGGCGGGGACGCAGCAUCCUAGAGGCUGCGGACGCGCCAGCCUCGCCGCUCUCCUGCCAGGCGCCGCCAGUCCAGAGGACCCUCGGUGCACUUCGAACCCGCGGCGGCCGCCGUAACCCCGAGCUGCCACGCGCUCCCGGUUCAAGGCGGAAAGGUGCUGACGGUGCCGAAUUGAGCAGUGCGGCCCCGGGGCUAGUGGCGACUCUGCGUCUUCUCCAGCAGCGAGGUCUGCGCCGGCUCCUCCGAUGAGCCCUCCAGUUCCCCGACUUUGAGAGGCAUCUCUCACCCGUCCGACCGCCCAGAUGCAGUUUCGCCUCUUCUCCUUUGCCCUCAUCAUCCUGAACUGUAUGGAUUACAGCCACUGCCAAGGCAACCGAUGGAGACGCAGUAAACGAGCUAGUUAUGUAUCCAAUCCCAUUUGCAAAGGUUGCUUGUCUUGUUCAAAGGACAAUGGGUGCAGCCGAUGUCAACAGAAGCUGUUCUUCUUUCUUCGAAGAGAAGGCAUGCGCCAGUAUGGAGAGUGCCUGCACUCCUGCCCGUCAGGCUACUACGGACACCGAGCCCCAGAUAUGAACAGAUGUGCCAGAUGCAGAAUAGAAAACUGUGAUUCUUGCUUUAGCAAAGACUUUUGUACCAAGUGCAAAGUAGGCUUUUAUUUGCAUAGAGGCCGUUGCUUUGAUGAAUGUCCAGAUGGUUUUGCACCAUUAGAUGAAACCAUGGAAUGUGUGGAAGGAUGUGAAGUUGGUCAUUGGAGUGAAUGGGGAACUUGUAGCAGAAAUAAUCGCACAUGUGGAUUUAAAUGGGGUCUGGAAACCCGAACACGGCAAAUUGUUAAAAAACCAGCAAAAGACACGAUACCAUGUCCAACCAUUGCUGAAUCCAGGAGAUGUAAGAUGGCCAUGAGGCACUGCCCAGGAGGGAAGAGAGCACCAAAGCCCAAGGAGAGGAAGAACAAGAAGAAGAAGAGAAAGCUGAUAGACAGAGCCCAGGAGCAACACAGUGUCUUCCUAGCCACCGACAGGGCUAACCAGUAAAAUCAGACACCUAGGGUGGAUUUGGGGGGUUUUUGUUUUUGCAAACGUGCACAAAGCUACUCUCCACUCCCGGACACUGGUGUGCGGUAUUUGUGCUGCUCUGACCAGUAUCUGUUCCCAGUAACAUUGUGAAAGGAGGAACCACGAGUGUGGUCUCUGUUAUUUAUGCUUUGAUUUGCAUCUGGAGACUGUGAAGCGGGGAGCUUUAUGACCUGAAUCAAUGGAAGCAGGAGUUAGUGUACAGCAUGGGACUUGGCUGGUAUGUGCCAAGAGAUCCUGGCACCACCACGGAGAGGCAAGAGGUGUGAGGCUGCAGACCACCAUUGGAGAAGGGACGUGUGCAUAUUUAUGGGAAAGAAGAUGCUCGGCAGGCAAAGUGCUAUUUCACUUGUGCCCUGUAUUUCUCACAUUGUGCACUGUCAAGGAUAAAUGUAUGUGGUUAUCUGCUUAGUGUUACCACAUGUUGUUCUCAGCAUCUGUUACCUUCAAACUGUUGUGUGAUGAAACUGCUUUUAGCUGGGGCUAUUCUACAGGAAUUCCUGCUCAGUUUCACAGCGGCUCAACUAUGUACAUAUUCUGCUGGGGCUACGUAUAAACCUCUUACUUCCUGUAUAUUUAUGCUCUCUUCUGUGUAACAAGUCAUACCUGAUUAAUAUGAUGUCACUUUGUUUUUAGUGGUUCCUAACCAUUGUCCGGUAAAUGACUGUUCUAGUUUUGCGAAUUGACAAAUGUUUUGUUGCCCCCUUAGAACUUUACUUUUCUUUGUGGGCUUGUUUCUCAUUGUAACGAUAGGAUAAGCUAGUUUGUACAUAGGGUCAAAUGACCGGUGUCAAAGACUUUGAAUAUCGGUAGACCUUCCCCGUGCCAUGUCUCCUCACACAGAUAAAGCAGCAUGUGGCGUCUGGCAGUCAGAAGCCCCAACUCCCUUUGAGUCUAAGAUGUGACGGCUUUAGGAAACACAACUGAAAACACAUGAGGAAGGAUACGCAGCCACUUGUAGUGCUCAUCAUGCGAUUUCACAGGCCAGCUAGAGAAGUUUUCAGGCUUUCACUUCAAACUUCAGUAUACGUCUAUGGACUAUUGAAAGCAGUCCCCGAGUGACAAUGACAGGUACCUACCCGUAUUCUUGGGUAAGGGCAGAAGUUACAUGAGACCAUGCAUAGAAUUUGAGACAACAGGAUGAAUUCCUACAACUGCUGGUGAGGUCUCCUUCAUGUCCGAGACAGAGAGGAACACU